This is a messenger RNA of Paramuricea clavata, 2826 nucleotides long. Lineage: Eukaryota; Metazoa; Cnidaria; Anthozoa; Malacalcyonacea; Plexauridae. The record is from the annotation of a GenBank genome assembly.
AUGAAAACAGGCAUACCUCAGGGUUCUGGUUUAGGCCCAUUGUUAUUUCUAAUUUACAUCAAUGAUUUACCAAAAUGUUUAAACGCCGGGACAAAACCAGAUAUGUUUGCGGAUGAUACCCAAAUUGCAACAUCAAGUGACGAUAUCAAAGUUAUCACUGAAACAUUAAAUAGAGAUUUAAACAAUGUUGCAAAUUGGCUGUCCGCAAACAAAUUAACUCUGAACAAUAGUAAAACCGAAUAUAUGAUAAUUGGUUCAAAGAAAAGGCUUAGUCAAGUGACUGCCGAUCCUGCUAUCAGUGUAGGUAACUUAGAAAUUAAGAGAGUUGAAAUGACAAAAUCAUUGGGCCUAAUGAUAGACGAGUCUUUAGACUGGACCGCGCAGGUCGAACACAUUUCAAAAAAGGUCACUUCAGGCCUUGCUAUUCUCAGACGACUCCGGGAUACAGUCGAAUUCAAUACCUUAAUAACAAUAUACAAAUCCAUAAUUCAACCUUAUUUCGAUUAUUGUGCUCAAGUGUGGGGUUGCUUAGGGAAAACAUUAGCAGCUAAAGUCCAAAAAUUACAAAACAGAGCGUUUCGAAUAAUCACUCCUGAGAAUUAUACGACACGAUCGGCUGAUAUAUUAAACAAGCUAAAAGUUCCGAACCUCGAAAAAAGAAGAAUGCAACAACUUUCAAUUCUCAUGUACAAGGUGAAAAACAAAUUGGUCCCCGAUUACUUGUUUGAUAUGUUCACAAAAGUUGGUGAUGUACACGACCAUAACACAAGACAGUUGGGAGCCGAUUUGACAUUGCCUAAGCCAAAAACAAAUAGUAUGAAAAAUGCAUUCUCCUACAGAGGUGCGGAAGUCUGGAACUGCCUUCCUGAAUCGGUAAAAGCAUCAACAACUAUUGCUAAUUUUAAAUCUAAGUUGAAGCAUGCAAAUUAACAUCAAGUGAUCCUGCCAUUGUUUCCAUCUACUUAAAAUAAUUUUCUUGUAAUUAUUUCUUAUUUCUGUUUGUGUGAGCACGGCCGGUUGGAAGAUCACCUUUUUUCUUUUUAUAUCUUGUACAUAAUUAAUUUUAGUAUAGGUGAAAUUGUACCGUGUUGAAAUAUAGUUCAUAAUAAUAAUAAUAAUAAUAAUAAUAAUAAUAAUAAUAAUAAUAAUAAUAAUAAUAAUAAUAAUAAUAAUAAUAAUAAUAAUAAUAAUAAUAAUAAUAAUAUGCACUUGGAAUUUAAAUGCUUAUGUUAGCCACAUGCCCUGAGUAUAACCUUGUUGACCUCCACGCUUGCAAACUUUCAUGAUUUGGCAAAGCACGAACAAUUAACAUUUUCUCAAUCUGAGUUAAAUCUUUCAUUUUAUUCUUAUCCCGAGAACAUCGUGAGCACACAUAUGGUGCUUUUGGUUUAGAUCAAGCUUCAAAACAAACAUGCCAUUAGGAUUAGUUCAAAAUCACUCACCACAACAGGCAAUUUAGUAUCACUCACCACAAUUGGCGGUUCAAUGCUGUGUGCCUCAGUAGGCGAAUCAAUAUUUUGUUCAAAUCGACAACAAAUAUCGAAAUUGACCAUUUGCGUAAUAGAUUAAAUUUUGAUCUAAACAAGUCUAGACAAAAAUUUCAUCACAGUUUGAAAAAGCAUCACAAAAUUAGUAAUAUUCCAAAGUUUCGUUGCGAAAGGUUGUAAAAUGCGGAUAAUAUAGCCUUGCGAAGUUUGCAAUUUUCAGUCAUUUUAGAUUACAAACGGGUAAUUGACAGCCCCAAAGGGUAUUGGGCUGUCAAUUUCCCGUUUGUAAUCCAAAUAACUGAAAAUUGCAAACGUCGCAAGGCUAUACUGUAUUAUCCGUAUUUUACAACAUUUUGCAACGAAACUUUGGAAUAUUACUAAUUUUGUGAUGCUCUUUCAAACUGUAAUGAAAUUUUUGUCUAGAUCAAAAUUUAGUCUAUUACGCAAAUGGUCAAUUGAACUCAUUCUACAAACACGAUACAAUAACAAAUUUUCGUAGGUUUCUCACGGACAAAUACACAACACCUGGUAGCAAGUGAAUCAAGUGAUAAGAUUAUUCAUCGCUUUUAUUAAUACAUUUUGUCGCCUUAUAAUAAAAUACUAUAUUUUAAUUUUAAACGUCGUGCUUCUCAUGUGCCGAAACAUUUAUAGAAACAAUAGAUCAGCUGAUUAUCUAUUGUUUUUAAUGCGUUCAGCCAUGAGAAGCGAUAGGCUGUUAAAAAGCCCCAGUAAACUAUUAAAGGCACACCGUUUACCUCUAGACUUAACAUCAAAACAGUCAUCGCCUUGAUUAAUGUUCCCUCGGAUAACAAUUGCCAUAAUUUGUAGAUUGCUUCAGCGUCAGGUUGUGCAUGUAUUUGAAGUAUAUGAGAGAAAUUCAUGUGUUUCUUGUAACUACUUCCUGUGCGCCCGGCAAGCGUAAUUAAUUUUCGUAACCCCCCUGAAUUGCUGACAUACAAACACAAAAAAUCGAGAUUCAAGCUCGUCUACUAAACUCGGCGCGCGGAGACUGGUACGGUCGAGAAUAGUGUGCUGCCUCGCUGAGGCUCGGCAGCAAUUACCCACAGGACUACUGUAUCAUGAUGAUGCACUGUAGUUUAUUUUUCAACUACAGUAGUAUAGAUACUAGAGCAGGGUUCUUGACAAGAUACCAUUUUCAGGCAUUUCACAUACGGGCAAUUCCUGUGUCAAUAUAUUUUUAAUUCUAAUAUUUUUUAUUGUUUAAUGUAAUCUAGGUGAAAUGGCAUCAAUGCCGGAACAAACAACUGCAUCGUCAGGUUAUGGUGCUUUCACCGCUCCAAACUAUGGUACGUUUUUGGUUUUUAUCCACUACAACUGA